AUGGCUCUAUGGGGCGGAGGCGGAGCCGACUUCUGGUCGUCGGAACAAGCGGGGCUGUCCAACCCGGGGCAGCAGGACCUGGAUAGCUUCUUGCAGGGGCUCCUCAGCGAGACCGUCGAUCUCAACGCGCCCCUUGUGCCUGGCCCCCUGGCCGUCAGCUUCGGCCUUAGCACGGACUCCUCCGUGAGCUGCCUGCCGCCCCGCGCCGCGGUCGCCCUGGGGGGGCGGGGCGCCCAGGGCGUUGGCGUCGCGGCGCCGUCGCACGCUCGUCGCCGCUCGGGCCAGCAGCAGGCAGCAGCGGGAGGCAGCGGAGCAGCCACGGCGUCCAAGGAUCAGCUGGUGCCGGCCUUGCCGGGAGGCCCCAUGGCGUCGGCCGGCAAUGGGCAGCAGGCGAGGCAGCCGCUGGCGUCGCCCGCGGCGCAGCAGCAGCAGCGCGCGGCGGCCGCAGCGCGUGCAGCGCACAGCCUCCGCCUCGACGCGUCCGGGCAGCAGGAGCAGUCUGGCCAGCCGCCGGCCAGCUUCUCGGGGCUGCUGACGGAGCAGGCCGCCGCCGCGGCCGCCGCGCUGGCAGAGGCGCCGCAGGCGGCGGCGGGCGCGGCGGCCACCGAGGGCGGCACCGCCGACGGCGGCGACGGCCCCUCCCAGCCCUUUGGCUCCGCAGACCGCGAGCAGCAGGCCGCGGCGCCGCCGCACCUGCGCUACGACUUUGCCCAGGCCCAGCAGGACCAGGCGGCGGUGGUGGCGCAGUUCCAGCAGGCGCAGCAGGCGCAGCAGGCGCAGCAGGCCGCCGCCGCCGCGCUCUUCGCGCAGCAGCAGGCCGCCUACCAGCAGGCCUCCUACCAGCAGCAGCAGCAGGCGGCGUACCAGCAGCAGCAGGCGGCGCAGGCGGCGCAGGCGGCCGCGGGGCAGGGCCAGGGCGGCGGCGACCCCAACUCAGCCGCCGCUUUCUUCCAGCGCCAGCAGCAGCAGGCAGCAGCCGCAGCGGCCGCGGCCUUCCAGUUCCAAAACCCGUACGGGGCGUGGGGCAUGUAUGGGCCGCAGUACGGCCAACAGUACGGCCAGCAGUACCCCAAUUACUACCCGCCCUACGGAACCAACAUGCAGUUUCAGGGCAUGCAGUUCCCCGGCAUGCAGCAGCAGGGCGGCGGCCAGAUGGGCGGCGGCCAGAUGGGCGGCACCAGCGGCAUGGGCUUCCCGCCCAUGACUGGCGCCAGCGGGGCGGGCGCCGGCAACCCGGCCGCGCCGCCGGGCGUGCUGCCCCCCGCGGGCCCGCAGCUGCAGCAGCAGCUGCCGGGGAUGACGGAGGUUGUCCAGCAGUCGGAGGGCGCGGCGCACGGCGGCGCCGCCGCCGCCACCGUCGGCCUGGGCGGCUUUGACGACGACCCCUGCGCGCUGAAGAAGGCCAGGCUGAUCUGGACGCCCGCCCUGCACCGCCGCUUCCUGGAGGCAGUGAACCGCGUGGGCGGGGUGGACAAGGCGCUGCCCAAGGCGGUGAUGAAGGAGAUGGGAGUGAGCGGUCUGACGCGUGAGAAUGUGGCCAGCCAUCUUCAGAAGCACCGCAUGCGGCUGAAGAAGGAGGAGGAGGAGGGCGGCGGCGGCGUGCACACCGGGCACCACACGCCCGCGGGCAGCGGUCGCGGCGUGGCGAGGGUGAAGCAUGUCGACGAAGAUGACAUCGCCUCCAUGCGCCAGCCGGGCGGCCGCCUGCCGAGGGCGGCCUGCCGCUAG
Molecule: messenger RNA, 1728 nt
Organism: Chlorella variabilis
Lineage: Eukaryota; Viridiplantae; Chlorophyta; Trebouxiophyceae; Chlorellales; Chlorellaceae
Exons: 7
Coding region: 1-1728 (575 amino acids)
Biological process (GO): regulation of DNA-templated transcription
Cellular component (GO): nucleus
Molecular function (GO): DNA binding; DNA-binding transcription factor activity
Source: RefSeq, a predicted model, not a curated record